CCCUAGGUGACCAGGCAGCUCUAGUUGUAUCCUGCUUCAACAUUGGCUUCACUCAUUACUCCAUGAGCCCACUGGACUACGACAUGGCCUUGGUCUACCACGCCAUACACCUGGAGCUGUCCGACAGGAUCGGAUACUUGGUGAUGAAGUCGCGUGCCUUAAACUGCCUCGGCAAGAUAUACACAGCUCUGAAGGACAAUGAGACGGCCAUCUUGCUCCUUGUGAUAUGCUUGGAAGUCCACAGUCAAACGGGAAACCAUCGCGGACUGGGCAUGGCCUACGGGAACAUCGGUACGGUGUACCGAGCCAUUGGUCCAGACGGACAUGCAACAGAUCGACGACACUCAUGUCCUCUUCAACAUUUUCAAUGCGGCUACCAUCAACCACAUCGUUGUCUUCCUGACCGGGACCGGAGCGUUUCCAGAGGGAAUGGGCGGGGCCAUCUACUUCAGUUGGCCGUCACCGGAGGGCGAAAUGGUCUGGAUGUUUCUCGGUUUCAUCACCAACGAAAAGCCAAGUGCCAUUUUUAAAGUAGUCGGCUUGAAGAAAGACGUCGACUUUGACCAGCUUCUCAGAGUUCUCCAUAAAGAUGUUGGAGAACUUCUACAACUACGCCUCGUGGUUCGGAAUAAACCAGUCGCAGAUGACACCCCAGCCAAACGUCAGCUGGAUCCCCAUGACCAUCCUAGAUAAAUGGUUUCAGAACUUCAAGAAAAAAAUGGCGCAGGAUCAGAACUUUUGGAGGAAGUAACUGUACUUGUGUAAUUUUUGUAUUUUAACAAUUUUAAGAUUUUGGUACUUUUUGUAACACAAAACAUAACGU
Asterias rubens (European starfish) is the source of this 823-nucleotide messenger RNA. RefSeq lists its product as uncharacterized. Lineage: Eukaryota; Metazoa; Echinodermata; Asteroidea; Forcipulatida; Asteriidae. The coding region runs from base 63 to 530 and encodes 155 amino acids. The record is from RefSeq and is a predicted model, not a curated record. The transcript is spliced from 4 exons. Gene Ontology annotation, molecular function: protein binding.